CUCGAUUAUGUCAUUUAUACAUCCGUAUAAAUUUAAUCGGUAAUUUUAUUCCAGUAAAUUUUCCACGUGCGAAACGAUUCUUUUUUUUCUUCUUUUUCUAAAUUCAAUUACGUGAAAAUGUUUAUGUUUCCUGAGCCACCGCCUCUCGAUUAUUAUCUAACCGAUGUUUCGCCAACAUUGAAAUCUGAUGGAAUAUUUUACCAUGGAAAACCGUCCAUGUCCCAUAAAUGCGUGGCUAAGCACCUCAAGCCGAUCAAACGGACAAUACUCGACCCUCUAGCGCCUAUACAGGAAGUGAAUCCACGCGUUUUACAAGAAUGGGUUAACAAGGAUAAAAUGUACGUGGAUCAUCCUACGAAAGAUGAUGGUCUCGUUUUCAGAACGCUUUGUUUUCUGCCGAAAUCGGAGCUGAUUUAUCAUCGAAAGCAAAAACCUUUAUUCUCCGUGUUUCCCCGAUCGGUGCAAUAUGAAUUAUGGUACAUACGUGAAAAGCAAAUGAAAGAGCUUGAAAAACAGAAAGCACCCAUCAUACCAUGCAAUACUCAAAAAGAAGAAACGGUUAAGAAGGAUGAAGAACCGUGCAAUCUAUUAAAAGUGCCAUUUUGGUGGAAAGAUAAAACCGAAAAACCGAGCGGUAUUCCUCCUCCAGUUGGAAAUAUAAACGACUACGCGUACGAGAAGUUUGAUAAAAACCUUUUGCAAGACGUGAAAAUUAGCGAAAAACUCGAGAUAGAUCAUCCUAGCAAAUAUAUACCGGGUGCAAUUCAUCGAUUACAGGGUUCAGGCGACACAAGUAUGAUUGAUACCUUGCAUCAAGCAGAUACCUUUAAAGUCGUUCUGAAAGAGCCCGAAACCUUAGCAGAAAGCCCACCUGUUGAAGAAGACGUUUGCUAUUCUGAAAAACAUCAUAUACCAGUCGUAUCGGAUUAUGAUGAAGAUAAUGAUAAGGAUAUUCGAUGGUAUCCUAUACACGAAGAUUUAGAAUUACCAAAAACUGAACCUGAAAGGCAAGAGGAAUUACGAAAAUUAACCAAACCCUUUUUACACGAUCUGCAUACAUGGUAUUCAAAGAACAAACCAACGAAAUUAUUCACCCCUGUUAGACAAAUUGGAAAGAAAGCAAUGCCUGAAAGGCGCUUUUCUCAUUUGUAACAUUGUCCUUAGUAUAUUAUUAAGAUUAAAGAUAAAUAAAUUGUUUAUAAAUUAAUAAAGAUAAAUAAAAUUGAUAAAAAUAAAAUGAAAAUUAAUAAAAAAUA
Apis cerana (Asiatic honeybee) is the source of this 1256-nucleotide messenger RNA. RefSeq lists its product as uncharacterized. Lineage: Eukaryota; Metazoa; Arthropoda; Insecta; Hymenoptera; Apidae. The record is from RefSeq and is a predicted model, not a curated record.